AUGCGUUUGAAAAAGACGUUGUUAUUGUUCGAAAACGAUUUCCAAAGACGUACACGUGAUAAUGAUGAAGACAUUCCUUUGUUACGGGACGAGGAAAUCGAUGGUGAUGACGGGCCUCAGACGCCGUCCAGUCAGCAGUUCAACGUGAUAAGACGCGUCUACCACCAGGAUGUACUUAAUAAGGAUGCUGACUAUCAUUUGCCUGAAAAGCCUCUGAGCUAUUCGGCCAAAAAAGCGGUCCAGAGUUGCGGUUUCGGGGACUGUCUAUUUAAUUCGUUGCCAAUCAUAAAAUGGCUACCUGCUUACAAACCGAAGACAGAUCUGAUUGGCGAUUUGGUCGCCGGCGCCACCACAGCUGUUAUGCACAUACCACAAGGAAUGGCGUAUGCGCUGUUAGCUCAGGUGCCACCAAUCAUAGGGCUUUACAUGGCAUUCUUUCCCGUUCUUGUAUAUGUUGUGUUCGGAACUUCGCCCCAUGUGUCGAUGGGAACUUUUGCUGUAGCCUGCUUAAUGGCUGGAAAGGUUGUAACCGAGCAUGCAGCACAUGAAGUCUCAGUAAAUGGAACAGAUAUUGCUGAAGCGACGUUACAAAUGACAUCGCAGUACUCGCAUGUACAGGUGCUUAGCACACUCACAUUCGCUGUUGGAUUAAUACAGAUAAUGAUGUGGGUACUACGUCUUGGAGCGGUGUCAACGUUACUCUCAGAGCCUCUGGUCUCUGGAUUUACAACAGCCGCAUCCUUACACGUGUUAGCUUCACAAGUCAAGGACCUCUUCGGGAUAAGACUGCCUAAACUAGGAAGCAACUAUAAAGUCGUAUUGACUGUCAUAGAAGUGUUCAAAAACAUGUCGAAUUUGAAUUGGGCUGCGCUUAUAAUCUCGUUCAUCACAUGUCUCGUCAUAUCACUCAAUAAUGAAUUACUCAAGCCAUGGGUCAGCAAGCGAAGCAGAGUGCCGGUGCCUAUAGAGUUACUGGCGAUAGUCAUAGGCACUCUAGUGUCUAAAUUCGUUGAUCUUAAAACUAACUACGGUCUUUCAUUAGUUGGUACUAUACCUACUGGUCUCCCAGUACCAGAAGUACCACCAAUGCAGCUCCUCCCAGAUAUAGCUUUAGACGCGUUCACCAUAACCAUGGUCACUUACACGAUAUCCAUGUCCAUGUCACUGAUAUUCGCAGCCAAGGAGAAAUAUGAAGUUGAUGCUAAUCAGGAACUGUUAGCGCUGGGAGCGAGUAACAUGUUCGGUGCGUUCUUUACGUGCGCUCCGAUGUGUGCCAGUUUGUCACGUUCAUACAUACAGUAUCAGGCGGGUGGUAAGACUGGUAUAACGUCAGUAGUCAGUGGGGUGUUAAUUCUGUGCGUACUUCUAUGGGUUGGGCCUUUCUUCGAGCUGCUGCCACGCUGCGUCCUGGCUUCCAUCAUCGCUGUCUCGCUCAAAGGCAUGUUCAUGCAAGUCACAGAACUCGCUAAAUUCUGGCGACUGAGUAAACUUGACGCAUUAGUGUGGCUUGCUACAUUUUUGACUACUGUCCUCAUAGACAUUGAUAUUGGGCUUGGUGCGGGUCUUCUAGCCUCAGUGGGAGCUUUGUUCGUGCGAUCUCAGCGACCAUAUACCUGCUUAUUAGGAAGAGUUCUUGAUACAGACCUCUACCUCGAUAUCAAACGGUACCGUGCGGCUGAUGAACUUCCCGGGGUAAAAAUAUUCCACUACUGUGGUGGACUCAACUUUGCAAGUAAGAACCUCUUUAGAGCCACACUCUUCAGGAAAAUUGGCUACUUGAAGGAGACAGACGAAGGGAACCUCACUAACAAGAGUGAGUCAUACGAAUGGGACUCUACGCUUGGCAGAAAGAUAAACUGUGUAAUAAUAGACGCGACUGCACUAUCUUAUGUUGAUGCGCCGGGGAUCAAAAGCCUUCUCUCCGCUCAGCAAGAACUCGUCAGCAGUCACAUCACAGUACUCUUAGCUGGCGCUAACGGUCCCGUCCUAGAAAUGAUAGAGAAAUACAAUUCUUUGGAGUCAGAGCAAUUGCAAGUGGAGACAUUCCCGACGGUCCACGACGCCGUCGUCUACUACAAGAUGUUAGAGAUCAAGAAGGAACCCACCAUCACCAUUGCCACGUGA
Molecule: messenger RNA, 2124 nt
Organism: Pieris macdunnoughi
Lineage: Eukaryota; Metazoa; Arthropoda; Insecta; Lepidoptera; Pieridae
Source: the annotation of a GenBank genome assembly